GCGGGGACCAUGACCGUCAUGGCGGAGGGGAGCAGGCGGGUCGCGGUGGUCGGGACGCUGCUGGAGCCCAGCGGCGCCGGCGGCGGGCCCGGGGGCGCCGCGCGCUUCUCCUCGGGGCAGCGGCUGGAGGCACGGAGCCACAAUGCUUCAGGAUGCAACAUCUCUGGCCAGAUGAACUCCACGAGCACGUCCACGAGCUGGCCCGCCGGCUCCCGGCGCCCCUUGUGGUCGGCGGUCUCCCGGUCGUGCUUCCCCUACUCGGUCUACGACGCGUACCGUCAGGACAACGAGACGAUGCAGAUCGGGCCAACGAGGGUAGAUUACAGCCGCCAGGUCGGCGUAAGCAUCCGCGCCGCCCGCUCGCGUCCCCACGAGCUCCAGCUCUCCACCGGCGCCAGCGCGGGCGCGCUGUACAAGCGGAGCCGGGCCAACCGGUCGCUGUUCUACCGGCGCAACGGCGAGGGGCGGCAGUGGGCCCGCUUGGAGGCGGGCGGCGCGCUCCGGACGCCGUGCAUGGAGGCCUGGGUUGCUGCCGAGCAGGGCGCCACGACCUCCAGCCUCCGAGCCGUCGGGGCACUGCGACUGGGAGGCGUCCGGCGGGCUGUACGCCUGCGGGCUCGCACAUCUGCCGCCAGCCAGACGGCAGGGCUCGCCCCGCAGUCGCCUACGUCCGCGCCGCCCGCGGCAGUGUCCAGCCGCUGGAGCCCGCGCCCGCGGAGGUGGCGCUGCCGGCGCGGCGCGGCGCGGCCUGGGCCUGGGAGCAGGCCGGGCAGGCCGACCGAGGCCGCGCGGGGGGGGCGCUGCUCGUGUGAGCUCCGCCGCGGCCCGCAGCGGCACCUCGGGCGCCCGGCGCCGGCGGACGCCGCGCGA
Molecule: messenger RNA, 870 nt
Organism: Prorocentrum cordatum
Lineage: Eukaryota; Dinophyceae; Prorocentrales; Prorocentraceae
Source: the annotation of a GenBank genome assembly